GCUUGAAAACUAUACAAAAUAUAAGCUCGCCUGUCACGGUGAUCAAGGGAAAUAAAUUCACAGUCAAGAUUAAGGCACUUUUUGUGAUACGACAUUUAAUUUGAAAGCAUUUAAAUAUUGUAAAGCAUAAUUACUAGUUGUCUUAAUCACCAUCGUUAUUAUCACAACAGGAGCUGAAAGCAGACUAAUGUCGCCUGUCGUUGUUAUGGCAACGUCAUGUCAGUUCCGCAAACACAACUGUACCGUUGGAGGGUUAUUUCUAAAGCUAGCUAGACUCUAAGAAAGUGGAAUAAAAAAAUUAAAAAAAAACUUUUACCAUGUUGACGGCCCACCGAAGCAGGACACGAUGUCGGGAAGUAACUGGACCUGGACAUUCAGUGGCACUGAGAGCAAAGCCUCCUUUAUCCAAAGACGUAGAUGACCUCUUUCUGCGGAAGAGGAAACAGGAGGCCAUACGGAAUGAAGUGCUGGAGUUUACCAAGAAUCAAAGCUCCUGUGAUGUGAGAAUGCGAUGGGAAAGGAACACACAGUGCCGGAUGGUGUCGGCCACUAUUAGUAGACGUCUGCGGGAAGCAAGAGAGCAGUACCAGAUGGACAUUGAUGAAAGGAGGGAAAGGCUUCGUGAGCUGCUAGAGUCAGAGGAGCAGGAGUUCUUCAGGGAGAUGGAGGCAAAAAAGGAGACAGUGUUGGAGAGGCAAGCUAAGAUGCUUGAAAGAGCCAAGACUCUGCGAGAGAGAAGAGAGAGUGAGAGACAGAGACUCGUUGCUGAGAAACUUGAUCAGCUCUUCAGAGAGCAAAGUGAGGAGCUGCGUGCCGUGCAGGUGAGGCGCAGACAGGAUGAGGUCUGCACCGAGCGUGCUGCUCAGAUCCGUACUAAGGAGGAAGUGCAACGAAUGCAACAAGAGGAAAACAGACUGUUCGCCCAGAUGUGGGAGAGCGACAGGCUGGCUAAAGAGGAGCAUCAUAACCAGGAUGUUCAACGGCAGAGAGAGAACAACCUCCAGCAGAAGGAAUACCUGCAGGCACAGAUGGAAACGACUGAGCAGCAGAGAAUACAGGCCAAGCAACUGAAGCAAGAGGAGGCCCAGUUACUGAGAGAGCACAGGGAGAUGCUUCGUAUGGAGGCAGAGAGAGAACACAGACAGAAGCUCCAAGACCAGGAGAAACGCCGUAAACAGCUGGACCUUUCACUUCGGUUGAAGAUGAAGCGCCUGGCACGAGAUCGGCAAGAAGAGCUGGCUCUAGAUAUGAGCAUCCUGGAGCAGCUAAUGACUGAAGAGAGAGAUGAAAAGCAAGAUGAGGUCCUCAAAAAGCUGGAGCGUCAAGAGGAGCAGCGCAGGUACAGGGAGUAUCUGGCAGAGCAGCUGGAAGAGCAGAAACAGCAAGAAGCUGAGACGGAGCAACUGUUUGAAUCAGAGCUGCAGCAGGCCUGGGCCCGCAGGGAGGCACAGUGGCGUCAGGAAAAGGCAGCAAGAGACCGACUUAUGAAGGAUGUCAUAGACACUCGCCGACUGCAGAUCCAGGAGAAAUUGAAUGAGAAUUUGCUGAAACAGGCUGAGCCUUUCAAAGAGAGAGAGGAGCUCGACCGAAUCCUUGAAGAGAACAAAUUGCUGGAUGAAGAAGAAAAGACUCGUUUAAGGGAGGCCACUCAAGAGUAUAAGGCUGAUUUAUUGGCUCAGAUGCUGCACCGCCAGCGCAUUCAUGAAGCAGAACAAGCUGAGAAAGAACAUGAGUUCCAGAGGGGUCUGUGGUACCAGGAGCAGUACAAUAAGAAGAUCCAGGAUAUCCUCUCAAGGCCAAUAUCCGGCACCACAGCAGUUCAUCCCUUCAGGAGACGAGAGCGCCCCUGCUCCAACUUUGGUGCACAGUUGGCAUAAAUCCAACACAUUCUAUUCUCAACAUUAUUCAUAACAUGAGUAUAAAAUAUUCUAAAAAUGAUAUAAAAAUAAAAAAUAGAUUUAAACUUUCAGUGAACUUCCAUGCUUAAAUACCUUACAUGCUCAUUUCUGAAUAACUAGACGUUGUAUAUUUUACACAUUUGUGUGAUCUGUGAUCAGAUUCAUUAUUCCUGUGCUAAAGUUUGUAUUCAGACUUAAAUACAAGUCUGACUGGAUUAACUUGUUUUGAGGCAGAUAUUUGCAUGUUUAAAAGUCAAUUAUUUAAAGAAAGCCAAUCAUUUCAAUGAAUAGACUGCGAAUAGUGUCCUCUUUUUGCAAGUCAGUCACAUGUCCUUAUACACAGCGUCUAACACCAACCAUCUAAUUAAAAACAAUAGAAAACCGUCCAGGGUUGCUAUGAAACAUGUACAGUACAUAGUAUCAAGAGAGGUCAAAAGGUUAAGGUUCAAAAAUUACACAGUUAACAUGCAGACUAUUUCCAUAAUGAUUUAGCAACAGAGUUUUACACCAAUAAGCUGCUGGGUUAAAUGUUUAGUGGGCGAAUGAGUGGGUGGAUAAGUUUUGACGCUGCAAAUACCACGACAGCUCGUAUAUGGUGAAGAAGUUAGUCAACACCCAAUACCUUACCUAGGAGUGGUAUGGGUGUGGAGCAAUUGGUCUGAUGUAAUUUUUGUCUUUUUUCUUACUCACUUGGCUGUUCAGACAGGUUUAACUUUUACUCAAGCCAGUGUGGGACUACAAAAUUCGGCAAAGUACACUACAAUCUUUUUAAGCAUGACAUGAGAAAUAUACAGCAUCUGAAUAAUUCAGAGCUCUGAUGAUCAUUGUGUCUGUGGAUAUUUGUACAUUUUCUAAGAGAAGAUGCGUGAACAUGAACUUUAUGUCAAGGUAGGUCAGGCAUUGCUACUCUUUCAUUUUAGAUUUCCACAUCACAUUAAUUACAGUAUGUGGUCCACUAAGAGAUACAGGUUACAGCUUUAUUAAUAAAUACAUUAAGCUAAACAUGUUCAUGUUUUCUGUCCUUAUUCAGGAUGUGAGCAGUACUUAGACGUUUCUCAUUCUGAAUUUGUUUCAUCCUAUGGUUUAGCCUACUCAUAGCUUGUGUCCACUCUGCAUUUUGCAGAUAAGAGUAGAAAGGCUGCUGUGUUGCUCAGCUUUGUGUCUUUGAUUAAUCAUGCAGAAACUGAGCACACACAGUGCACACUAUCUGAUUUUUCUAGGCAGCUUCUGCUCUCAAAUAUUUCUGAGAAACACAAAAAAAGUACAUGUAUAGAGUCUUGUGUUAAACGUCACAUUGUAUGAUCAAAAAGAAAUGGGCCCAAUCAGUUUCAUCAGAGUAAUGUAAUCUUGGUGCAAUGAUGUGUUUUUAUGCAUUUAAUAGCUUAUACUGUGUAAUAAGUAGACUAUUUUAGCACUAUGGGUUUCAAGGUCUAGCUGGAGACAAAAAAGUAUUUUAAAGUUAUAAUAAUUUGAUGGAGUAAACAUUCAUGUAAUCUAAAAUGCUGU
Onychostoma macrolepis is the source of this 3404-nucleotide messenger RNA. It is a transcript of the gene cfap53, whose product is annotated as cilia and flagella associated protein 53. Bases 318 to 1877 code for a protein of 519 amino acids. The record is from RefSeq and is a predicted model, not a curated record. NCBI's taxonomy places the organism in Eukaryota, Metazoa, Chordata, Actinopteri, Cypriniformes, Cyprinidae. The transcript has 8 exons.